GUGUUCACGUGCAAGUUAUCAGCAAAGUGUGCGAACAAAUUUUGUCAUUAUUUAUAUCUGGAAAACACAUCUCAAGUACAAUUCUCUCUAAAAAGGACGAAUGAAAUUACCAAUGUUCAAUACAUCGCUAACACAUUGGAUUAGCCUGUCUUGAAUGCAGUGACACCGGAUGUAAAUAAAAAUCAUUUUAGCCAGCAGGUGAAGCAAGGAAGUCGAUGAAAAUGUUUUCCUUAGUUCUCUCUAAAUGUGCAUAGGUCUAACAGUAUUGAAUGAAAGGUUAGAGUAAAUUCAUUUUUACACUGAGAUGAUCCCAUAUAUGAUUAAGAUUAUUUUAGCCUUUCUGUGAAAAGAUGCCUACGCGGAUGGUUGUAAAUAAUUCGUCAGCACAGUACCACAGGUUGACAAAGAGCUCAGAUGAUGGCUUUAUAGACUUGCAGUUUGUGAGACCCCCUCCCAAAGUUCCAUGGAAAGCCAUUAGUCUUGCUGUUGUGCUCUUUGUAGUGGGGAGUAUUCUUUUAACCAUUGGUGCAUUACUUCUAAGUGGAACUUUAAUUGAUCAGAAGUAUGCAGAUAGAACAUGGCCUGUUCUAAUCCUGGGACUGCUCAUGUUUAUACCUGGAUCUUACCAUGUCAGGCUAGCGUUUUAUGCCUACCAGGGAUAUCAGGGAUAUUCAUAUAGUGACAUUCCUGACUUUGGAGACUGAAUUUUUUGUCUUCAUGCUUAGUUUAAAAAAGGGCAUAAUUUUGGUUGUAUAUAUUUUUUCAUUCAAUUAAGUUAUGUAAUGUAUUGUUGGCUUGACACGUGAUGAUGAUGAUGAUGAUGAUGAAUGUAUUGUUGAAUUUGUUUACAUCAACAUUUCACCCUCUAGGACCAGUUGCAAUCAUAAUAUGGUAGCUAGCGUUUUGAGUCUUGUGUUACUAUAAUUUGAAUAUAUUUAGUGGUUGAAAUUAUGGAGGAUCUGCAUGUAUGAUAUUAAGAAAAAAUAAAGAAAUUACAAGA
This is a messenger RNA of Lingula anatina, 1000 nucleotides long. RefSeq names its product transmembrane protein 230. The record is from RefSeq and is a predicted model, not a curated record. Gene Ontology annotation, cellular component: endomembrane system. Lineage: Eukaryota; Metazoa; Brachiopoda; Lingulata; Lingulida; Lingulidae.